Molecule: messenger RNA, 1917 nt
Organism: Syzygium oleosum
Lineage: Eukaryota; Viridiplantae; Streptophyta; Magnoliopsida; Myrtales; Myrtaceae
Product: endoglucanase 5
Exons: 11
Coding region: 9-1886 (625 amino acids)
Biological process (GO): carbohydrate metabolic process
Molecular function (GO): carbohydrate binding; hydrolase activity, hydrolyzing O-glycosyl compounds
Source: RefSeq, a predicted model, not a curated record
AGAGAGAGAUGGAGCUAACGAUGAAGUCGCUCACGGCGGGUUUUGCUGUCUCGGCGGCGAUAUUGAUCUCGUUAAGCGUGUCCAGCAGCUCCGCCACGAGCUACGGGGAUGCGGUGGAGACGAGCUUGUUGUUCUUCGAGGCGCAGAGGUCGGGGAAGCUCCCUACCGACCAUCGGGUCAAGUGGCGCGGCGACUCCGCCGUCCACGACGGCUUCUCUCAAGGGGUGGACUUGGUCGGAGGGUACUACGACGCCGGAGAUCACGUCAAGUUCGGGCUUCCCAUGGCGUUCACCAUCACGAUGCUGGCGUGGGGGGCGGCCGAGUUCAGGAAGGAGAUCGCCGGCCUGAACCAGAUGGACCACGCGCUGCGGGCCAUCCGCUGGGGCACCGACUACAUCCUAAAGGCUCACCCGCAACCCGAUGUUCUCUGGGCUCAGGUGGGCGACGGCAAUUCGGACCACUAUUGCUGGGAGCGAGCCGAGGACAUGACGACUCCUAGAAACGCUUACAAGCUCGAUAACGAGAAUCCCGGCUCGGACCUCACCAGCGAGACCGCCGCUGCCUUGGCGGCGGCAUCCUUGGCUUUCCGGCCCUACAACUCCUCCUACUCCAAUCUCCUCUUAGUCCAUGCGAAGCAACUGUUCUCAUUUGCGGAUAGAUUCAGAGGCCAAUAUGACGACUCGAUCGAGUCCGCUCAGCAGUUCUAUCCAUCCUCGGGCUAUUCGGACGAGUUGUUGUGGGGGGCAACAUGGCUGUACAGAGCAACAGGCGACCAGACGUACUUGAAAUAUGCAAUUGACAACGCAGGGUCAAUGGGUGGGAUCAGCUGGGGAGUGAAAGAGUUCUCUUGGGACACCAAGUAUGCUGGCGUGCAAGUCCUCCUCUCCAAGGUACUGAUGGACAACCCACAUAGUCCGUAUGCUUCGAUUCUAAAGCAAUACCAGGCAAAAGCAGAGUACUUCACAUGUGCCUGCGUGCAGAAGAACGGCGGUUACAAUGUCAACAGGACUCCGGGUGGGUUGAUGUACAUGCACAAUUGGAACAACAUGCAGUACGUGUCUUCCGCAUCAUUCCUUCUCGCCGUUUACUCAGUUUAUUUGUCCGCGUCGAAGGCCAAGGUCACGUGUCCAAACGGGCAAGUUCAGCCUCAGGAUCUUCUCAACUUUGCCAAGUCUCAGGGCGAUUAUAUCCUUGGGAAGAAUCCUAAAUCUAUAAGCUACCUGGUGGGAUAUGGACAGAGUUAUCCCACGCAUGUUCAUCACAGAGGCGCUUCCAUCACCUCUAUCUCUGUCCUGCAAUCUGCAGUCGGAUGCGUGCAAGGCUUUGAUGCGUGGUACCGCCGCCCCGAAGGGAACCCGAACGUGAUAUAUGGUGCCCUUGUGGGUGGUCCGGACAAGAACGACGGGUUCUACGAUGAUAGAUCGAAUUACGAGCAAACCGAGCCCACACUUUCGGCCUGUGCUCCACUCAUAGGCCUCUUCUCCAAGCUACAAAGCGCAUACGGAGCGCCAGGUUCCUAUCAAGAUCAAAGACCAGGGACUCCUUCAACAUCGCCUGGCAGCUACUCCCAGAAAACACCACCAGCCUACACAGGUUCGAAGUCCCCUGUUCAGUUCCUUCACUCGAUAACGAGCUCAUGGAACCACGGAGGGGCUACGUAUUACCGGCACCAGGUCAUCAUCAAGAACAUAUCACAGAAGCCAGUCUCAGAUCUUAAGCUCCAGAUAGAGAAUAUCUCAGGGUCUUUGUGGGGGCUCACACCCACCCAAGAAAAGAACAUCUAUCAGCUUCCUCACUUGCAGGUCUUGAAGCCUGGGUCGCAGUACAUGUUUGUGUAUGUUCAGGGUGGUCCUCAAGCUAAAAUUUCAGUUGUGAGCUACCAUUAAUCACUUCAAAUAUUGAAAAGUGAGUUCAGAG